AUGGCAGAGGUGAUUUACCUCAUCAGAAAUCCCAGAGAUGUUUUUGUGUCUGGUUAUUUUUUCUGGAGGAUUGCAACAUUUGUUAGGAGACCAGAGUCCCUGGAACAAUAUUUUGAAUGGUUCAUCCAAGCAAAUGUGCCAUAUGGAUCAUGGUUUAACCGUGCUUGUGGCUGGAUGUCCAUGAGAGGCAAGGAGAACUUCCUGAUACGGAGUUAUGAAGAGAUGAAAUGGGACACAAGAAGGACGGUAGAGAAGAUCUGCCAGUUCCUGGGUAAGAAACUAGAACCAGAAGAACUGAACUCAGUCUUCAGAAACAGUUCCUUCCAGGUCAUGAAAGAAAACAAUAUGUCCAAUAUUUCCCUCCUGGAGGUUCAGUUUUUAGAGGAGAAUGGAAUUCUUUUGAGAAAAGGCAUUGCUGGAGACUGGAAAAAUUACUUCAUGGUGGCCCAAGCUGAAACCUUUGAUAAAAUAUUCCAGGAGAAGAUAACAGAUCUUCCUCAAUAGCUGUUCCCAUGGGAAUAA
This is a messenger RNA of Balaenoptera musculus (blue whale), 522 nucleotides long. It is a transcript of the gene SULT2A1, whose product is annotated as sulfotransferase family 2A member 1. Gene Ontology annotation, biological process: sulfation. Gene Ontology annotation, molecular function: sulfotransferase activity. The transcript has 6 exons. The record is from RefSeq and is a predicted model, not a curated record. Gene Ontology annotation, cellular component: cytoplasm. NCBI's taxonomy places the organism in Eukaryota, Metazoa, Chordata, Mammalia, Artiodactyla, Balaenopteridae.